Saccostrea echinata is the source of this 3706-nucleotide messenger RNA. RefSeq lists its product as uncharacterized. The transcript is spliced from 13 exons. Gene Ontology annotation, molecular function: ATP binding; protein kinase activity. Lineage: Eukaryota; Metazoa; Mollusca; Bivalvia; Ostreida; Ostreidae. The coding region runs from base 1 to 3054 and encodes 1017 amino acids. The record is from RefSeq and is a predicted model, not a curated record. Gene Ontology annotation, biological process: protein phosphorylation.
AUGACAAUGGCAACCGAAUGCAGAACAAGGCCUUCAGUCAGUGAAGAGGAGCUGUUUGGAAAUGGUCCAGAAGAACCAGCAGCAGAUAUUAAAGAACAGCUUAUGCGUACAAUCAGCCGGGAAGGUGAGAGGAGAAAAAAAGAAUUCAGGACCUCAAAAAAUGACAAGGAGUUUGAGGAGGACUCUGACAGAGAGAACGAUGAUGUCUUUGUUGGGGUGGAAAUCCACUCGGAGGUUAGAAAGGAGAGGAGUAAGAGUGACUCGAAUCUCCCAGAUCUCGUGCUGAGCAGUGCUAGCACUCAUUCAGAGGGAGAUUUAGAGGCAAAACUGAAUUCUGAAGACUCUCCUGAUGUGGUGGUUAGAAAAAUCUCAACAAGUUCCGGAAGAGAUGGGGAAACCAAGGAUGGAAGCCAGGGAGAUAGAGAGGAGAAUCAAAGUAUAGUAGGCCCAUUGCCAAUAACUAAAGAUAAGUCACCAAAGUUCAGAAGAUCCGUAAGUUUUCAAGACCAAGUAAAAGAUAGAAAAGACAGCAACUCCAACAUGGACACUGAAAAUCGAAGGAAAGAAUAUCGCAUGUCGAGUGGAUAUGGCACAGGUGGGAGUAAUACCUCGCUACAGUCCCAGAUGAGUAACGUGUCUAACAUUAGUCAAGAGACUGAGGGGGACGUCCAACAACACACUACUCAGAAGCUGACGGAGAUAAAUAAUCCCACUGUAUUAGUAGACAAGGGUUUGGAUCCUAGUCAAGAGUCCAAGGUGAAUGUCCAGCAACACGGUACUCAGAAGUUGAUGGAAAUAAAUAAUCCCACUGUAUUAAUAGGCAAGGGCUUGGAUCCUGUAGUCUUAGCCAAGAAGUUAGAACCUUCAGGAAUAAGCAAAAGUGAUGAAUGUAUAGAAAUGGGCAGGAGUAUUAAAUGGAGGGGAUCUGUGUUACCAUUAAUGUAUGAGGGGGAUAAGACAGGGGUUAGAAUUGUUCCCAGAGGAGGGCUUCAGCAAGAAGACACACAGUCACCUGUUAGAAGUGAUCAGUCUUCAGUCAAUGGAGAUGAUGGGUGGGUAAUCAAUAGGGAUGUCAAUGAGUAUUCGAAAUUAACACUGCAUCUGAGUGUGUGUUUCAGCUUUACAUUAGGAGAUGAUGAAGAUCAGACAGCACAGAUAUCGAACCUAAUUCCAGAGGUUGUGACUUCUAUACUUAACCAACCCUCCGUAGAGGAUACAGCUCCAAAUGACCUGUUACCAAAUCUAAGCAUUAUGCAACCAUCAAAUGUUGGGAAUUCUCCCGUAUCACAUCAAGAGGAAGGAUCUACCAAUUCAUCUCAUGAGGGAGUGGAUCCAAAGGCCUGCAGUCAAGAGGGUGGAUCAAACAGUCCCUGUGCUGAGGGAGCUAAUGCUGAUGAUCUAAGUCAUCAUGAUAGCUCUGUCCUUCUACCUGAAUUUGAAAUCCUUUUAGAUCCUAAAACACCAGACAUUGCUAAUAUGGUGUCACCAAGUCUCAAACUAUCAAAGGAAAAAGUGAAAGAAAUUUUCACUCAAUAUUGUGCUCGCCAACCGUCCCUGCCCUCAUCAGCAGGAUUAUCGGUAAAUCUACAAAUACCAGACCGAGUACCUGCCACACCUGACAUCCCCUUGACCAGACAACCCCCCUCCACAGGACACUCCAGCUAUGGAAUUUCUCAAAUUGCCAGUGCUUUUUUUAAGAAUCCUGAGAUAUUUAAUUUUGAAGUAGAAAGUCUACAGAACCUUGUGAGGCUAUUUGGAACACCAACAUCAGGACUAGUGAUCAGGGAAGGGUCCCUGGCAUCUGAUGUCUCAGUGCCUUGUGUAGAGAUAGCAUCACGAUGUAAAGAUAGAGACUGCUCGCUACGCAAAUGUCAAAUGAUGAAGGCAGCUCUUAUAGGUCUUCAGCACGCUUUGGAUGGAUUCCUGGAGAUCUCUGCCUCCCCUGAUGUCCAGAACCUGUGUAUCAGUCUGUAUGAACACGCCAAAAACUGUGAGGAGCCUCCCAUUAGGUGCACAAUACCCUGGUGUUACCUCCUCAGAAGGUUUUCGGAGGUGGAAGGUGUCACUAGUUACACUGUGUUUUACUGGAUGAAGCGGCAGUUUGACACGCCAGUCUGUGAUGAGGACGUCUUUCCUGAAGAAGACCUAGAACACUUCAUUAAGCUAGAGUCUUCACAUCACCACACGGAGUCUACUUCAUUUGAGGUAAUAUCUCGGAUUGAACAGCCUGGUCACUACGGAAAUGUUGCGCUGGUGUCCGAGGUGACCCCUCCUCUGGCCUCGUUUGAUUCGGAGAUGUCCACCACUGACCCCCUCUAUGUUAUAAAACAAAUCAGUAACGAUGAAUCUGAUUUUGAGGUAACACGGGUAUUCGAGAGGCUACGAGAUCUAGAACACCCCAAUUUGAUCCACCACUACUGGAUCGCUGUCUAUCAAAGUCACACCAACAUCUGUCUACAGUACAUACAAGGUGACACAUUGGAGACAGAGUUACAGCGCCGUAUGUUGUUUGCCCCACACAUGGUUUUACAGAUGAUGCGAGAGGUGUUAGGUGCUGUAGAUUUCCUCCAUAGAAACGGAAUCAUCUACCUCUACUGGUCGUUGGGUAACAUUUUACUGGACAGCUUACACAGGAGACUGAUCAUUAACAAUCUGACCCUGUCAGUGACUGAUGAUGAAUUAUAUGAUGUCGGAUACACCAAACAGUCCCUCCCACCAAGUCUGGUCCCUCCAGAGAUGUUUGAGGAUGAAACACUGACCCAUGACAGUGACUGCUGGGGUGCGGCUUGUGUUAUGGUUCACUUGUUAUCGGGUCACCAGAUCUGGUACAGUCAUCGUCAUGACUCCAGAGAAGAACUGUGGGAAAAGGUAAGAUCAGGCUGCUCACCUUUCACAUCAGAGGAAGUCAAAAUCAAAGAAGUGUCACUGUUAGUACUACUUAAGGAAUGCUUUAAGUUAAAAGUGAGUGAGAGAAUAUGUUUUGCGGAGCUUCUGAGACGGAUUAAGUCUGCUUCAGCUGAUGGGAAUUUUGGUCAUCUCUCCGGUGGUUCUUAGUGAAUAUAAGACCACACCACGGUGGUGUAUUGUAUCAAAUCAGUAGUCAGUCAUGCCAAAUUUACACUGGGACUUCGUUCUUUUGUGACCAGGUUCUGCCAAAGCUACACCUAAACUUUAUUCUGUUGUGACCAAGUUCUGCCAAACUCACCGUCAAAUGUGAUUUUUCUUUUUCAUGGACAUAUAAUUGUACAAAAGCAUCAACUUCAAAGAUUAUGCAGUGGAAUGUAUGUACUUUUAUUAUGUCAAACUCUGUGUGAUUUUUUUUUAAGGUCAGUACUUCAAUUGACAGAUUUUAUAACUCAUGUCACAAAGAUCUCCACAUGUAACACUGCCACAAAGGGGGGAUGCCAGAAAUCUGUUGACCUUAUAAAACCAAAUUUGUGCCAUAGCAUCAUAAAGAUAGACUGAUAGGUAUUGAUACUAGUAAAAAGGUUUAUAUAGGAAAUAACAAUCUUAGUUACUGUAUAAGCAAAGAUCCUCAUCAUGGGGAGGAAAUUUCAUUUGAUUCAUUGAUCUGUAUGUUAAAAUGGUUUUGAUGGGACUUAUUUUUGUUUUUGUUGCUUCAGAAUUAACCAUUAGAUAUAUAACCACAAAAAAUUUCCUUUGGAUUUAAUUUUAAUAAUAUUCAUGUUAUCAAGGAAGCAAAUAA